GGAUCAUCAGCUUCGUCCGAUCUGCCUCUAGCAUGGAUGCUGACGUCUUUUUGGCGCUCGCGUGGAUGGAACGCCUUCGAAGAAGCAGCGAUGGCAAAACGUAAUCCAGAACCAGACAACGAGGUUACGGAGAGAGCAAGAAGCAAAGCCGAC
Molecule: messenger RNA, 153 nt
Organism: Amoebophrya sp. A25
Lineage: Eukaryota; Dinophyceae; Syndiniales; Amoebophryaceae
Source: the annotation of a GenBank genome assembly